AUGGCUACAUGGACAAACCCAAACGAGCUAAUCUCAACGACGUCGUCGACAAUUCCCACAGCAUUUCACCACCAUAAGGCAGUGCCCUCCUUCAGGACAUGCAUUCCUCUGAGUCGCAAAAGAAGUGCACUGAAACGGCGAUGUUUUGGUGUUGUGAGCUGUUCAUUUGCACCCAUGGAAUCGGCCAAGAUUAAGGUGGUUGGGGUUGGUGGCGGUGGCAACAAUGCCGUUAAUCGCAUGAUUGGCAGCGGUUUACAUGGUGUUGAUUUCUAUGCCAUAAACACGGAUGCCCAAGCACUAUUACAGUCCGCUGCCGAGUACCCACUUCAAAUUGGAGAGCUUUUGACUCGUGGACUAGGUACCGGUGGGAAUCCACUUUUGGGGGAGCAGGCAGCUGAGGAAUCAAAAGAGGCCAUUUCAAAUGCUCUGAAGGGCUCAGAUCUUGUGUUUAUAACAGCUGGUAUGGGUGGAGGCACAGGGUCUGGUGCUGCCCCUGUUGUUGCACAGAUAUCCAAAGAGGCAGGCUAUUUGACUGUUGGUGUGGUUACCUAUCCUUUCAGCUUUGAAGGGCGUAAAAGAUCCUUGCAGGCAUUCGAGGCCAUUGACAAGUUGCAGAAGAAUGUUGACACUCUUAUAGUGAUACCCAAUGAUCGCCUUCUUGAUAUUGCUGAUGAGCAGACACCCCUUCAGGAUGCUUUCCUUCUUGCUGAUGAUGUUUUACGUCAGGGAGUGCAAGGAAUUUCCGACAUAAUCACGAUACCCGGACUGGUAAAUGUGGAUUUUGCAGAUGUAAAGGCAGUUAUGAAAAACUCAGGAACUGCAAUGCUUGGAGUAGGGGUUUCCUCCAGCAAAAACCGUGCAGAAGAAGCAGCUGAACAGGCGACUUUGGCUCCUUUGAUUGGAUCUUCAAUUCAAUCAGCUACUGGCGUAGUGUAUAAUAUCACUGGAGGAAAGGACAUAACCCUGCAGGAAGUCAACAGAGUGUCUCAGGUUGUGACGAGUUUGGCAGAUCCUGCUGCUAACAUAAUAUUUGGAGCUGUUGUGGAUGACCGCUACAAUGGAGAGAUCCAUGUGACUAUUAUUGCAACAGGCUUUUCACAGUCGUUUCAGAAGACACUGCUAACAGACCCCAAGGCAGCAAAGCUGUUGGACAAAGUAGCAGGGGGUCAAGAAAGCAGGGGAAUUCCCCUUCCUCUGAAGUCUUCAACCUCGCCACCCAGCAGUUCAUCAAAGCCAUCCCCCAGAAAGCUUUUCUUUUAA
Prunus armeniaca (apricot) is the source of this 1260-nucleotide messenger RNA. Lineage: Eukaryota; Viridiplantae; Streptophyta; Magnoliopsida; Rosales; Rosaceae. The record is from the annotation of a GenBank genome assembly.